Molecule: messenger RNA, 408 nt
Organism: Acanthoscelides obtectus
Lineage: Eukaryota; Metazoa; Arthropoda; Insecta; Coleoptera; Chrysomelidae
Source: the annotation of a GenBank genome assembly
AUGUCAGGUGAAAGAGGAAUGUCAAAGAAUUUUAUUUCAAAUUUGAAAUCGCUGCAGUUGAGCGGAAACAUUGCACGCAUGGGACACAAAGUCAUCUGCCUAGAAAACGUGUCACAUUGUGAGAAAAUUCCUAAGCUAGUUAACGUAUCAAAAUACUGCAUUAUGGAGAAGGCUGGCUCAAAAAAACGAAAAAGACCCGAAAAAUCGGUAAUUGAAGAAGCAGUCAGUGAAGUUUUGGAGAAAGGUCAGUCCAUAAACAGAACUGCACUUGCCUUAAACAUAUCGAGGGCUUACUUAGCUAAAAUCGUUAAAAAAGUAAAGACGUCUGGCGAUUCAUCAUAUGAACACUGUCCCAAUAUAGGCGUAUUUUCACAACAGAACAGGAGAAUAUGCUUGCAGAUUAUUUAA